Molecule: messenger RNA, 453 nt
Organism: Schistosoma turkestanicum
Lineage: Eukaryota; Metazoa; Platyhelminthes; Trematoda; Strigeidida; Schistosomatidae
Source: the annotation of a GenBank genome assembly
AUGCGUAGGCUGAGAACGGAUUUUGCAAAAUAUCAACAUACUACUUGUGGAAUUGUUAGCAUAUUGCGAACAAACAUUUCAUUAAUUUGUUCUGCUCUCACUCAGGGACCGGAAGAUUCUGUAAUCAGACUUACCAGGAAUUUAUGGCUAUAUUUUUGGAAUCUAAGAAAAACACCAAUGAGGAUACUAUGUUCACCGUGGCCUGUUCAUUUUGAUGUCCGUAAGCUACCUGAUAGUUCUGUGAAACCAAAAAAGACCACUCCUAAACGCAAUUCAGAUAUACCCACAAUAUUUAUUCCUUUAGUUUGGAUCAUAGCUCACACAAUUGGCAUUCGUUUAACAUAUGUUGGAUGUACAUGGAUUUUCAAUUCUCUUACUUGUGAGUCAGAUGUGAUUAUUUCAAACUUUCUCCUUAACGCGAUACUACUUGGAUCAUAUUUUAUCACAAUAUAA